AUGAAUCGCAUCUUCGGCUCUGCCUCCAGCAAAAAACCAAAGCCUACCUUGCAGGAUGCUAUAGCUUCGACAGAUGCCAGGGCAGCUUCAGUCGAGGUCAAGAUCAAGAAAUUAGAUGGGGAGCUUGCGCGAUACAAGGAACAAAUGAGCAAGCUUCGUAACGGUCCCGGAAAGAGUGCGAUUCAACAGCGCGCCAUGCGCACACUACAACAGAAGAGGAUGUACGAGUCCCAACUGUCACAGCUUACGCAGCAAACUUUCAACAUGGAAUCCGCCGCUCUUGCCACGGAGAAUCUACGCAACACUAUGGCCACGGUAGACGCUAUGAAGAUUGCGAAUAAGGAAAUGCGAAAGCAGUACGGCAAGAUCGAUGUGGACAAGAUCGAGAGCAUGCAAUACGAUAUGGAGGAUCUACUAGAACAAGCGAAUGAAAUUCAAGAAACUCUCGGACGAUCAUACGCUGUUCCUGACGAAAUCGACGAGGCAGACCUUGAGGCAGAACUAGACGCCCUGGCGCUAGAUGAAGACGAAGAAAGUACUUCGUAUCUGGCCGACCUCAAUAAAGCACCCGACUUUAUUGACGAGGCACCAGUGGAGCUAAGCGAGCAAACACCUGCAGCUCCCGAAGCUGUCCGAACGACGGUGUAA
This is a messenger RNA of Heterobasidion irregulare TC 32-1, 648 nucleotides long. RefSeq lists its product as uncharacterized. Lineage: Eukaryota; Fungi; Basidiomycota; Agaricomycetes; Russulales; Bondarzewiaceae. The transcript is spliced from 6 exons. The coding region runs from base 1 to 648 and encodes 215 amino acids. Gene Ontology annotation, cellular component: multivesicular body. Gene Ontology annotation, biological process: vesicle budding from membrane; late endosome to vacuole transport via multivesicular body sorting pathway. The record is from RefSeq and is a predicted model, not a curated record.